Messenger RNA from Canariomyces notabilis, 2043 nucleotides. RefSeq lists its product as uncharacterized. Gene Ontology annotation, biological process: mitotic cell cycle phase transition; regulation of cyclin-dependent protein serine/threonine kinase activity. Lineage: Eukaryota; Fungi; Ascomycota; Sordariomycetes; Sordariales; Chaetomiaceae. The coding region runs from base 1 to 2043 and encodes 680 amino acids. Gene Ontology annotation, molecular function: cyclin-dependent protein serine/threonine kinase regulator activity. The record is from RefSeq and is a predicted model, not a curated record. Gene Ontology annotation, cellular component: nucleus; cytoplasm; spindle pole body. The transcript has 4 exons.
AUGGAUGCGAAGCGCCCUGCUCGCGCCUUGCCAGCCGUGCCCAACAAAGAGAAUAUCCUUCCUGCGAAGCAACCCAUCCAUCAGCGCCACAAGUCUGCAAGCAAUCUCAGGAGCAUGGCAACCUCUGGCACGCUCAACGCUCCUCCCAAGCGAACAGCCUUUGGUGAUGUGAGCAACACUGCCCGAACUCUCGUUGCCGAACCGGCUGGCAAGAUUGCCGUCAAGACUCGUGUCAAGCAGGCGACAGCAAUUGUCAAGACCCACGACAUCAGGCUGGAAGACAAGGAAAAUGAACCGGUUGCUCGUACAGAGAAGUGGUCGCGAGCCACGACCGCGUCCAGGACCGCUAGCGAUAUCUCCAAGCACCCCGUUGGCGUUUCCCAUUCCUCCGCAGGUUCUAAUCAGACAGGAAAUCCAAUUCUCCGUGCAAAUAUUCUCGGCCAGAAACGCACCGCCAUUUCGCUAGCCAACCCGCCACUAAGGAGUGGAGUAUCUAAGAAGGGAACAGCCGUCUACCAGGAUAGGAAGGAGCAGAAAGCGGGCGAUCUUCCUGAGACUGCGUUGCCUACCGAUGAUCUUGCUGCGCUGAUGGCCAAGCCGGCUAAGAACCCUCGCCAUUACAGAAGCCAGCCUGUGCUCCGAAAUGAACAGCAGACUCUUCUGCACACACAAAGCAAGUUUGCGGUCAGAAUGGACGAUACAAUUGACUCUGAGGACGAGGAUGAUAUGGACGACGGGGCGACGGAAGCGACUUACGAGGACGCUGUCGAGCGGCUGUCGCAGGAGGCCGAGUAUGCCGCCUAUCAGCUGGUGAGCAACGAGCAACCGGGGCCUGUUGGUAUUGAGCGGGCACUUGGGCUCCCCUCAAAGUCCGAUUCUCCGGACCUCAACAAGACACUGCCAGCCCACCCCGUCACCUCUGAGCCAGAGGAGUAUUGGGACGACGAGGAAGAGGAGCAGGAGCUCUACGAGGAACAAGGCUACGUGACAGCGCACUCGUUCCGCUCACUCGGCGAUAACACCACCGGUGGCCUAACAACGCUGCUUGCGCCCAAUGUUACGGCCAACGUUCGAAGGGAGCUGGAGAUGGCAGAGGAGUGGGUUUUGGCAAACCUGACAGAGGAGGAGUGGGAAGAAGAUAAAUGGGACGUGAGCAUGGUUGCCGAGUAUGGCGAGGAGAUCUUCGCGUACAUGAGAGAUCUGGAGGCCAGUAUGCUCCCCAACCCACACUACAUGGACGUGCAGACCGAGAUUCAGUGGUCAAUGCGCGCUGUCCUCAUGGACUGGUUGGUGCAAGUUCACCACCGGUUCUGCCUUCUUCCAGAAACCCUCUUCCUGACAGUCAACUACAUCGAUCGCUUUCUCUCGGUCAAGGUCGUCUCCCUGGGAAAGCUGCAACUUGUUGGAGCCACCGCCCUUUUCUUGGCCGCCAAAUACGAGGAGAUCAAUUGCCCUUCGGUCCAGGAGAUCGUCUACAUGGUAGACUCGGGGUACACGGCCGAAGAGAUCAUCAAGGCGGAGCGCUUCAUGCUUAGCAUGCUGCAGUUUGAGCUCGGGUGGCCCGGUCCAAUGAGCUUUCUCCGGCGAAUCAGCAAGGCAGAUGACUACGAUCUUGACACACGGACGAUGGCCAAAUAUUUCCUCGAGAUCACCAUCAUGGAUGAGCGAUUCGUUGGCUGCCCUCCGAGCUACCUUGCUGCCGGAGCGCACUGUAUCUCCCGUUUCUUUCUGGACAAGGGAGGUUGGACGCCUGCCCACGUCCACUACUCCGGCUACACGCUGAGCCAGCUUAAACCGCUUCUCCAGACAAUUUUUGAGUGCUGCCAGGACCCUCGGAAGCACCAUGGCGCAGUAUUUGACAAGUACUCGUCACCUAAGUACCAAAAGUCGUCUACAAUAGUCGCGGAAAAGAUCGCAAGUGGGAUGACGCUCUCUCUACUGUACGGCGCAGGUCCUCGAUCAAGCAAUUCAUCCCUUUUCGAUGAUAAGCUGCGUGGAUCCUACACGACGCCGCCUUGCAACCUCAUCCCUAUUAAGGGGUAG